Molecule: messenger RNA, 2031 nt
Organism: Alosa alosa (allis shad)
Lineage: Eukaryota; Metazoa; Chordata; Actinopteri; Clupeiformes; Clupeidae
Gene: washc3
Product: WASH complex subunit 3
Exons: 7
Coding region: 158-802 (214 amino acids)
Biological process (GO): actin filament polymerization; exocytosis
Cellular component (GO): WASH complex
Source: RefSeq, a predicted model, not a curated record
GUCACAUGAAACUAAACUUGAAAAAAAAGGAAAGCUGCUGUAAGAAGAAAUGAAAUUGUACCUAAAUGAUAGCUGAUAUUAACCCGUUGAUAACGUAGUAUUACAUUGUGGAUAAGAAUAGCAACGUGGAAAAAGAACUGGAAGAGCAAAGCGAAACAUGGACGAGGAUGGACUGCCCAUAGUUGGCUCUGGAGUAGAUUUGACAAAGGUUCCUGCUAUACAGCAAAGGAGAAUUGUUGCCUAUUUGAACCAGUUCGUCGUUCACACCGUUCGGUUCCUAAACCGAUUUUCAACGGUUUGCGAGGAGAAACUAGCCACCAUAUCUCUACGAAUACAGCAAAUCGAAACCACUCUCAGCAUUUUGGAAGCAAAGCUGUCCUCUAUUCCUGGACUGGAAGAUGUAAGGGUGGAGGGAGGGGCUGAGAGACCGGCAGCUACUGAAGCCAACGGACCAGUGGCCCCCUCUGCCUCCGCCACUGGUCACACAGGCACACCUGCCGCUCCACCACCAGCACCUGCAGAGCCUCUUCAUCAAACGCCAGAGCCGGCCGCUGAGCCGAAGGUGGAGAGUGUGGAGUCGAACGCCAUGACCGUGGCCAAGGACCCACGCUACGCACGCUACCUGAAAAUGGUUCAAGUGGGUGUUCCUGUAAUGGCCAUAAAGAAUAAGAUGGUUUUGGAAGGACUGGACCCCAAUCUGCUUGACACACCCAAUGCCCCAGUACCCGAUGGGGACAACAAAAAAACAGUGGAAGAGCAAGAUGAUGACAGCUCAGGCAGCGAAUCAUCUUUCAGCGACUGACCUCUUCAGCCUAUCACCAUCAAGCUGUCUCAGUGAGACCACCUCCCCUCAGCCUUCCGUUGAAGCUAACUCCCUUUCAGUAUAUUAUCUACACUAAGGGACACAACUUGGGUCUAUGUAAAUGAGUCUUAAAAAUAUGAUAGGUUAUGCUGGCAAUCUACACUCUCCCCUACAAAUCAUCAGCCCCACUUUAUAUUAUGUAGCUUUGUUUAUUGUGUACGUUAUACUUGAUACCUUGAGAAGUGCAUUGGCCUUUUCAUAUCGGUUUUCUAAAACAAUAAGGGCAUUUGCUAGAAAGUCAUGCUGAAUUGUAAUACACAUACACACGUAUGUAUGGCUUUUAAAAACAAAACAAAACAAAAAAACACAUUAUAAUCUGCCUCAAAAAAAGACAUUAGUCUUGAAGGAUUCUCCCUUUUAAGAUGACUAACAGCUAGUCUGCACAUCUCUAGAAUCACAUUUUAAACCUGCUGCUUUCAUUUUGCCAUUAUGUUUUAAUCUUUAUGUUUUUCUCAGUCUGUCUUAAAAGAUGUGUAUCGUGUGUGCUUCAGAAGGAGCCUCUUUGAUACAGCUAAUUCUGUGAGUGAGUGAAGGGGGGGGGGCACUAGCACAAUCCUUGGUAUCUCUCUGACCCCCACACCCCCCCCUUUAAAUAUUAUGGAGGCGGGGCUAUAUUUUUGCGAUUACAAUUCGCUGCCUGUAAAACAGACUGCUUGGAAGUGUUACUGCCUCAGUUUACUCAGACAUAAUGCACACAAUUUGUGUGUGUGUAUAUGUGUGUGAAUAAAUGAGUGUGUGUGAGUGUGUGUCUGCAUGCAUGCAUGCGUAUGUAUGUGUAUUUAGUUUGUGUGUUUACUUGUGUGUGAGGGAGAGAAUGAAUGUGUGUGUGUGUGUGCAUGUUUGUGUGAGAGAGGGAGAGACCUGUACAGACCGCUAACGCCUGUGGUAUGGAGUAGAUUGUGUCCUAGCGAAUGUUGUCAUGAGAAACCAUUCCUCUGUCAUCGACGUAGUCCAGUGCUUGUUUCUUCAUGGACACUUUGAGAUUGUCUAUUCAGUGGAUGCCACUGAUCUGUGGAGAGUAACGGUUCAUUCAGAUUUGCACUUAAGAUUGUAUCAUCUCGCGAGGCAAACAGUCACAUGGUGGAUGAACAGUCCAUAACUUUGCCUGUAAAAGUUUUUUUUUUUUUGACUAACUGAUUUGUGAUUGAUUAAAAGUAUACAGACAUGAA